UUCCGUAAAUAUUGUAUCGCAAUGGACAAAAGUUGGAUGGAGAAGCGGAGGGGUACAAGGGAAUAUUUUGAAGGUGUAAACCAAUUCGUGGAAUUUGCUGCUCCAUCUGCACGCAAUGGGAACAUCUUAUGUCCUUGUGUGAAAUGUGUGAAUUUGCUUAUACAACCGCUAAAUGUGGUACGUGAGCACUGUUGGGCUUCGGGGAUGCUUAAAAAUUACAAAGUUUGGAAAUUUCAUGGUGAAUCGGCGGCUGCUACGCCAGCUACCGAAUGUGGGAGCUCUCAUGUGCAAGAAACCCAAAAUCCAUAUGGUGAUUUCCAUGGGAUGUUGCACGAUUUGUGCCCCCCGCAUGAAAUCCCACCCGAACCAAUGGAAGAAGGUCCAACUGUGCAAUGUCCGGGUGAAGGUCCAAAUGAUGACGCCAAGAAGUUUUACAAGAUGGUAGAUGAUGUAGACAAACCUUUAUAUGAAGGUUGUACAAAAUUUAGCAUUUUCUCAGCCAUUGUCGUGUUGUUCCAGUUGAAGACUCUGUGUGGUUGGACAAAUAAGUCAUUUACUCUGUUGCUACAAGUCCUGAUGGAUAUGCUUCCUUCAGACGCUAAGUUGCCAAAGGACCAUUAUGAGGCUAAGAAGAUAGUUCGAGAUUUGGGUUUGGGUUAUGAGAAGAUCCAUGCUUGUCCCAAUGAUUGUAUGCUGUUUUGGAAGCAAAAUGUUAACCUCGAGGCGUGUCCUUGUUGUAAAGCUUCAAGGUGGAAAACAAAUGAGGCAUCUGUUGCUAGUAAGCAUGCUUCAUCCAGUAAGGGGAAGAAGAAAGCUGCGAAGAUCCUACGGUGGUUCCCCUUAAAGCCAAGAUUGCAGCGACUAUUUCUGUCACCCGAUCUGGCUAGUUCUAUGAAAUGGCAUGUUAAUGGUCGUACUGAUGAUGGGGUAAUGCGGCAUCCUGCUGACUCAGAUGCAUGGAAAAUGUUUGACAGUAAGCAUUUACACUUCUCAUCUGACCCUCGUAAUGUCAGACUUGGAUUAGCUGCGGAUGGGUUCAACCCCUUCGGAAUUAUGAGUACUAGUCACAGUACGUGGCCUGUCAUGUUGGUCCCGUACAAUCUCCCACCUUGGCUGUGCAUGAAACGGUCAUCUUUGAUUCUAUCAUUAGUUAUUCCUGGUCCUACCUCGCCAGGGAUUGCUAUAGAUGUGUACUUAGAACCGUUAGUAGAAGAACUAAGGGAGUUAUGGGAUGUUGGAGUACAAGCAUACGAUGCAUCUUCAAAAGAAGUAUUCCAAUUGCGUGCAGCAUUGAUGUGGACCAUAAAUGAUUUUCCUGCAUACGCAGAUUUGUCGGGUUGGAGUACCAAAGGUGAGUUGGCGUGUCCUUCUUGUGCCGUGAAGACCGAGUCUCGAUAUUUGAGAAAUGGUCGCAAAUUCUGUUACAUGGGACAUCGGCGAUGGUUGGAUGUUGACCACGAUUUCCGCAAAGAUGGUCUGUCAUUUGAUGGAUCUAUUGAUACUCGAUUGGCUCCUGAACCACCAGUUACAUCUGACAUUAUUGUGGAAACUGAACAUUUACUUGGACGUUGUCUGGGUAGGAAAUGUCAGCUUGCUUACAAAAAAAGGAAGAGAAGGGAGGCAGACCAGAGUGGUUGGAAGAAAAGGAGUAUAUUUUUUUCCUUGCCUUAUUGGGAGGAUCACAAGUUGCGACACAAUCUUGAUGUGAUGCAUAUAGAGAAGAAUGUGAUGGACAAUAUACUAAGCACAUUGUUGAACUUGAAGGAUAAAACGAAGGAUAAUUACAAGGCACGCCUUGACUUGGCGGACAUAGGGAUAAGGAGUGAACUCCACCUACAACGAAAAAGUGAUGACCAGUAUACCAUACCAGCUGCAUGUUUUCAUAUGACUUCAUCGGAGAUAGAUGGUUUCUUGCAAGUUUUGAAGGAUGUAACAGUGCCCGAUGGGUACGCUUCCAAUAUCUCACGGCGUGUGAAUAUGAAAGAACGCAAGAUUUCUGGUUUGAAGAGUCAUGAUAAUCACAUAUUGAUGCAGCAACUUUUUCCCAUAGCAUUACGUGGGUCUUUGCCAUCUCAUGUUAGUAGGCCUUUGAUAAAGUUAGCUUGCUUCUUUAGAGAAAUUUGUUCCAAAACCCUUACGGUUGCAGAUAUUGUGACUAGUGAGGCAGAGAUUGCAGUGACAUUGUGUGAAUUGGAAAAGAUAUUUCCUCCAUCCUUCUUUACAGUGAUGAUACAUUUGGUCAUGCACUUAGCUGCUGAAGCUAAGAUUGGUGGUCCAGUGCACUACCGUUGGAUGUAUCCCAUUGAGAGGUACCUCUCACGUCUUAAGUCUUACGUACGAAAUCGAGCUGCUCCGGAAGGGUCUAUUGCUGAAGGAUACAUAGUAGAGGAGUGCUUAACAUUCUGUUCACGGUAUAUGGAAGGAGUGGAAACUAUAUUCAAUCGACCCACCAGGAUGAUUGAGGAGUCAACGGGGGUGGUUUCGAUCAUGACAUUAAACAAUAAAGAGUGGACCCAAGCCCAUCGCUACGUUUUAUUCAAUUCUGAAAACAUCAACCGCUUUCGUGAGAUGCACAAAAGAUUGAUAGAGGAUGAACUUCGAAAAGGCCACAAUCGUAACGUUUCCGAUGCCAUUAUAUAUAAGCACCACAUGGAGAAGUUUUGUACUUGGUUUGGGGGUCACGUGAUGUCCCUCACUGGUGCUGAUAAGGAAAGGGAGGGAGUUAGUGAUACCCUUGUUGCAUUGUCCAAAUGGCCGUAUAUUUAUGUAAAGCGGUUCAAGCAUUAUGUAAUAAAUGGCUUAAAAUUUAGGAGUGUAAAUGAUGAGGCAAAUAGGAAAACGCAGAAUAGUGGAGUUAGUGUGGCUACUGAUGGGGGCAAUACUUACUAUGGUAUUUUAAGUGAUAUAAUUGAGUUGAAUUAUUCUGACAAGAUCAAACAUGUGUUAUUCAAGUGUAAAUGGGUUCAUGACCAACAUAGGAGAGGAUAUAGGACUGAUGAAUUUGGGUUUCCUAUGGUAAACUUUACACACUUCAUACAUGGUGGGGAUAAAAUGAUAGAUGAACCAUAUGUUUUGGCAUCUCAAGCUACACAAGUUUUUUAUGUGGAAGAUAAAAGGCACAAAGAUUGGUAUGCUGUUGUCAAAACUAAAGCUAGGGACGUGUUUGAUGCUGGUGUUGGUCCCCAACGUGAGGAGGAUGACAUAUAUAGUUUUUCUGAAAAUGUUCCCUACAAUAUAAGUAGUAAUGAGGUUGUGAGUGACAACCUUCGUUGGGCUCGGGAUGAUCUAGAGGGAAUGACAAUUGAUGCCUCCAUCAUUGCUGAAAGAGAUCUUCAUGGAGUAAACAAUGAAGAUGAGUUUAUUGACGAUGAGUCUGACAAUGAAGACGACAACAAGGAUGAGUACACCGAGGAUGAGUAGUGUAAUAAUUUAGUAGUGUAUUAUGUGUUUGGAUGUUACAGUUGUUAAUGAAAACGU
Molecule: messenger RNA, 3477 nt
Organism: Quercus robur (English oak)
Lineage: Eukaryota; Viridiplantae; Streptophyta; Magnoliopsida; Fagales; Fagaceae
Exons: 4
Coding region: 22-3420 (1132 amino acids)
Source: RefSeq, a predicted model, not a curated record